AUGGCUCUUACAGGAAGUAUUCCCCAGGAAUUUGGAAACCUCUCAUUUCUUGCUUUUCUUGACUUGGGAAGCAAAAAUUUCCAUGGAAACUUGCCUCAAGAAAUGGCACGCCUACGUCGGCUUAAGUUUCUUGAUUUAAGUUUCAACAACUUCAGAGGCAAUAGCUUAUCAGGAAAUCUUCCCAAUGGUUUAGGCAAUGGUCUCCCAGUACUCAACGGGCUUUAUUUAUCCACAAACUUCUGUGGUCAUUUGCCUACAAGCUUAUCAAGUUGUUCUCAACUUCAAAUUUUGUCUUUAUCGGAAAAUGAGUUUGAUGGACCAAUACAUAGUGAAAUUGGAAGAUUGAGUAACUUGCGGUUAUUCUAUCUCGGAUUUAAUCAUUUCAUUGGUGAAAUACCCAAAGAAAUAAGAAAUCUCGUUGAGUUGGAGGUACUUAAUCUUGGGUAUAAUAGUUUUAGUUGUCAACUUAAUAUGGAGAUCUUCAACAUAUCAGGGCUGAGAAAGAUUGCACUUACAAAGAAUAUCUUACCCAACAUUGAUGGUAUUUAUCUAAGGAACUUAACCAAUCUUGUUGGAACUAUUCCUCAUUCAAUCUCCAAUCGUUCAAAACUUGCUACUCUAGAGCUUUCUGGCAACAAACUCAGUGGAUUGAUUCCGAAUUCUCUUGGACAUUUGAGUCAUCUUCUAUUCCUAAGCUUGGGAGCAAACAAUUUAACCAGCGACUCAUCGUUAAGCUUCCUGACUUCCUUAACCAACUGCAGAAAUUUAACACUUCUUUCUCUAUCUCGAAACCCUCUAAAUGGCAUGUUUCCAGAAUCGGCAGGGAAUCUUUCAGCGUCUCUUAGAAAGUUUUAUGCCGAGAGGUGCAAAAUCAAAGGGCUAAUUUCAUAUGCAGUUGGGAACUUAAGCAACUUAAUAGACUUCGACCUUAAUGAAAACAACUUGGUUGGAUCAAUUCCCACAUCAAUUGGCAACUUGAGAAUCCUGCAGGGCUUGGAAAUUACUUUCAUUACGGAGAUAUAUCUGAGUUCCAAUAAAUUCAGUUCGAAUAUACCAACAAGUCUGGGGAAUCUUAAAGAUCUACUGGACCUUGACUUAUCAUCAAACAACAUUGCUGGUUCUUUAACUCCAGAAAUUGGAAAUCUAAAGGUUUUGGUACAAAUAGUUCUAUCAAUGAAUGGAUUCUCAAAUAAAAUCCCUAGAGAAAUUCGGGGAUUGCAAAACUUGGAGUACCUCUCCUUGAGAUGCAACAUGUUGCAUGGAGCUAUACCUGACUCAAUGAGCAACAUUCCUAAGUCAUUGGAAAAACUUAAAAACUUGAAGUAUUUCAAUGUUUCUGUCAACAAAUUGUAUAGGGAAAUUGAUACAAGAAGCACAAGGGAAACACGAAACACACACCAAAAUCAGUCCACAAGCUCAAGAAACCGAGGACCUCUUUGGUGA
Molecule: messenger RNA, 1443 nt
Organism: Capsicum annuum
Lineage: Eukaryota; Viridiplantae; Streptophyta; Magnoliopsida; Solanales; Solanaceae
Product: LRR receptor-like serine/threonine-protein kinase EFR
Exons: 4
Coding region: 1-1443 (480 amino acids)
Molecular function (GO): receptor serine/threonine kinase binding
Source: RefSeq, a predicted model, not a curated record